GAGCGUCAUUGGUUCCGGGACGCGGCCCCCCCAUGGAGGAGCGCCGCUUGGCGGAGGCGCGAUUUUGAAUUUUUUGUGUUUUUUUGAGGCACAAAAAAUCGAAUUUAAACCGCGAAGAUGCCGCGAAAGUUGUUCAAAUGCACGGUGGAGUUGGACGUGCAGGCGGUGACAUGUCCAGGUGUGUUCCUGCCCAACAAGGACGACAUCUACCUGAGCGUGUGCAUGUUCGGCCAGUACCGCAAGUGCCGCUGCGUCCCGGCCGUCUUCCCUCUGCUCGUGCAUGAGCGUCUGCGCUUCCAGAAGGUUUUCCCUAGAGCAACGGACCCGGCAGAUGUUGCUCAACUCCUGGAAGAGGAAUGUGUGCGCAUCGAAUUGAUACAGCUUACUCUGCCAGGCGGAGAGUCCCUGGCCACCCACGAAGGCGACGUUCGAUGCUUCCUGUUCCCGGAGCCUCGCCUCACCCCAUCAGCCCACGGUUCCGAUGGGCAGAUCCUUCUGAACCGUGCGCACAACUACCCUGGCAUCGCUCCUCAGCUGGAGUUCUCCACUCGGACCUCCAUCGUGGAGACGUCGCGACGCGCAGACGGGGAGGGGCAGGAGGGGGAGCACUGGGGCCCCUGCUCCUUCUGCUGCUACGGCAACGGCGCCGACGAGGCGACGACGACGACGAGGAGGUCACGCGGGCGCUCGCCAGUUGCGAGGACGUCGCCGAAGAGGGCCUCGGAGGGCGGCGCUGCGAGGCCGGCGAAGCGACGUAGCGUGUCGCGAGCCGCCGCUGCCGUGGGAUCGCGCGCCAGAAGCACCUCUCCCCGCCAGGGAUACUUCCCAGGGACCAGAAGCUCGCCUUCGGCUUCGCCCAACAGAUGCCAAGGCAAUCGGUGUGGCAAGGUGGCCACGGUGCACAACGUCACAAUCAGUUACGAAGACGGCGACAACUACGACGACGACGACGAUGGAGCUGACGACGAUGACCUCACGGUGGGGGCGCUGGCGGCCCGGCCGCUGUCGGCCCCGACGGCCACGUCACGGCGUACGCCGCUGCUGGAUGGGCGUGAAAGCUCGCCGGUGAACUCCUGGGAGAAAAUUCACGAGAGGGUCAAAAACUUGCUCGCGACUCACCGUGCUCGCGACAGGCUGUGGAAGGGGGCGACGGAGUGGGAGGUCAAGGAAGUCCUGGAGAGGAGGAGUUUGUCUCCGCACCGUCUCACUUUUCGCGAGAGCCACUGACGGGCAACGGGGCGAUCGCGCACGCUGUCCACCCCCCCCCCAAGCACGGCCGACGAACAUCGUUGGCAGACAGCGCUGGGGAAAGUUGGCUACCCCGCACGACCACACACAGAGACCCCGCGGGCCACCCUCCGCUGCCUACUACCUCUUAUUUCCCUUGUACUUAAGUAUUUCAUGUUUUACACUGCAAGACAGCUGAUUAUUAUUAACCCUCUCUAAUGCGUGAAUUAUUAAAAGCAAAGCCUGUGUGUUUUGGUUUUAUGUGAUUUUUGUCAAAGGCACCGCUUCCAAAUAUGCAGAAGGUUUCAUGUAAUUUAUCACAAAAUUAUGAUUAUUUCCAUUACAGCAGACACUGAGCUUCCUCUGGCCACCGCCUUCAUGAAUGGCAACCUCCGCUUUACCAAACCUCCCUGCCGUAGAAUCACACUUUCCACCGCCAGGUGGCAACACUGAAUAGCUUACACGACGUCCUGCGGAAGGACGACCGCACGCACCAACGAGAGCUUUGCUGUCACCACGGCUGAAAUUCCAAUAAAUCAUCGCAGUCCACCACAGUGGACAUGAUGCACGAGAGGGUUAAACACAAGAGGUGGGUGGUGGGGGUGUGCUGUGCGUCAUAUGCCACGCGGCCCGUGCCAGCGACCAUCGGUGCCAAAGUUAGCAAUGAUAUUAGCAGCGCAGGCACCGCGCUCUGGUUUGUGCCAUUCAAGGAGAGUGUUCAUAAAGGUUGAUGAGUCAACGUGUGCCUUCGUUUCGGUGACUGUGGAAAUGCCUUUCUCGUGCCCCGUGCCACGUGGUGGCGAGUCCACACUUCUAAAGGUCUCUUCCGUAGACACAACCACUUUCAGUUGUCCUCACAAAAAGCGAUGCUCAUUUUAGUGACCCCCUGAAGGUAUGAUUGGUCGAUUUCACUCCCGGCCAGGAUUUGAAUGUAGCCUUCUGAAUGUGAGUUAAGUGAUCUGUCACAUCAUCACGCAGCCUGUUUAAAUAAACAAGUGUUAUAAUUACAGUACAGUAUCUUAAGACGCUGAAUGAGUCCCAGAAUUACAAAAAUAACAAGUGAAAAGUGAAUGGAAUUGUCUUAUUUUAAACCGUGAAACUCGUCAAACCCUUUGCGAGAGUCCACAUCUAAAUGUGGUGCAAGCUCUGGAGAUUUACGGGGUGGCAUGGUGAUUAAUGACUAUCAGAUAUAGUUGUGCCUUUGCUAAAGAAGAGAAUAUGACACAAACAUUAACUGUGGGCUGUCGUCACAUUACACGCCUGCAUGGACACGGUGGAUGUAUCGCAAGGUCAAGAACUGCUCCACGCCUCGACCACACAACUUGCAGACCAUCACAUUUUCCAGCUGUUUGACACAAAGGCUCUCGCGAACAAUAUUAUCCAUAAGAGGUUUUGGGUUACACAUGCCAAUUCGUCGCUGUAGUAGUAACGAAUUGUCACGUUUUGUUUACGUGACAAACUUGACUAAGCGGCUGUGUUGGGUGGUGGCGGGUUUAAUGACACAUUUAUAUUUAUGUGAUCUAACCCAAAAACCUAUAUUUAUGGUUUUGCCAGCUGCAACGAAUAGUCGGUACAUUGGAAUGUCACCAAAAAAACCAAGCAAUGCAGUUCCUUUUUAAACAAUUUUCACAAGGUGACUUUCCAGUGUAGACGGUCCCUUCGUACACCCAGGAUGACGUAAAAGAUCACGUUAGUUGUUCGACUCAAAAAGCAAUUUGUUUUUUUUUUUGCUAUUAAACAAUGACAUUUAGACAUUCAUCACAAAAGUGCUAGCUAGCUGCAGUCAACGUAGCCUUUCCAGUUAUUACAUUUUAUUUUCUUGACCCCCUUUGGGCAACGCUACAUUUCCCACCAUGUCCUUGCGCGUGCCUCAUUUUGCUGCAUUAUUCCUCACCUUUGGAAGAGCUUCGUAGCCAUCGGGGUCGUGAGGUCAAGUCUCCAGAGAUCCUCCGUAACAAAAAAACACCGGUGAUUGCAAUUGUCAACCACUUCGUACGACGUGAAACGUGUGGCAAGUGAAGUGAACUUGAGCGGUGGGUUAGUCGGCCACUGUUGGGAGGAGAUGCGUGGUCUAGCAAAUAACAUUGCAGGGUUUCGUUUGCCAUUGCAAGGGAGUGUGGUAGUAUGGACCCCUUUAAAAUACUACCGUUCUCUCUGUGAUGAAUGAUUUUACUUUCUAUAAUUGACUGUGUGGUUUACAUUUAUAUGCUGUGUUGACGCAUGUGAUAUUUUUGUAUUUGCAUCAUACGUAGGGAAGGUUUCAAGCCAGAGAAAAGUUGAACAAAUACUUUAAAUGAUAUUCGUUGGCUAUACCUUGGGUUACCGUAAUCUUGCAAUGAACAGUUAAUCUUCUACCCCCAUACCAUGAAGACUACUAUCCAUAGUGCAUUGCUGCUGUUCAUUUAUAUCAACAGCAACCUGCACGGUCAGAAUUAAAUAUAAUGUGAUACAUUUCUUCCAAAACGCAAACGCAAUUUUUUGUUAACGUGCCAAAGUUUACAUUGAAUCAAUUUAUACUCAAACUUACUAAAUGUUUUGAUGGUUUUUGUUGUUGUUGAAGGAUUGAAUAAACUUAAUAACGAGAACAUGAUGCAUGCGCAUUAUGCAAGCCCUUU
Messenger RNA from Lethenteron reissneri (Far Eastern brook lamprey), 3842 nucleotides. RefSeq names its product spermatogenesis-associated protein 6-like. Gene Ontology annotation, cellular component: sperm head-tail coupling apparatus. Gene Ontology annotation, molecular function: myosin light chain binding. Gene Ontology annotation, biological process: spermatogenesis. The record is from RefSeq and is a predicted model, not a curated record. NCBI's taxonomy places the organism in Eukaryota, Metazoa, Chordata, Hyperoartia, Petromyzontiformes, Petromyzontidae.